ACCCCCUUCUCCAAGGAAAGGAAGCCAUCCAGAUCCAACCCGUGGCGCCGCCGCCCCACCGCAUUCUCCCCGACGCAGAAACCUAGCUCCUCCUCCUCCUCUCCCUUCCACCUCUCCUUACCCCCGACCCCGCGGCGAGAUGGCAUCGACCUGCUUCCGCGCCGCCGCCCGCGUGGCCUCCGCCGCCAGCCGCUCGGUGGCCGCCGCUCGCUCUGUCCCCACCGGCCGCACCGCCGCCCGCCGCGCCCCGUGUUUCUCCAGGUUGCCGGUGGAGCUCGGGUGCUGCGCUGGAAUGUCGCUGCUGCCGCUGCACAGCGCGGUGGCGGCGGCGAGGCUGACGUCGCGGCUGAGCACAGCAUCCCGGAGCUGCAGCGCUCUCUCUCAGGGUAUCCUCUGUCGCACCUAUCCCGGGCUUUAACAUCAUGAAAAUGAUGGUACGUGAAACAUUUACACAAUGUCUUAAGGUGGGUGCUUGGAUAUUGGGGCAACGAUGCACACUUAUUACUGCUACAACCGUUGUAGUCAUAGAUUUUAUGCUUUAGAGUCGAACUUGUAGAACUCUUCUUCUACUGUCAGGGCUAACAUGCAACACUGUACGUUUCACACUUAUAAUUGAAUAAUGAUUACUCUGGUUAGAUGUCCACUCUUCUGAUGUAUGCUUUAUUUCUUUGUUUUAUAUAGAGAUGGGUCAGUCUGUUCGAAGGUGAUAAAAUGCUGGAAGAUCUGCUCAUGUCGUGCUAUUGGGCUGAAUUGAUUUUUGUAGAG
Messenger RNA from Phragmites australis (common reed), 765 nucleotides. RefSeq names its product protein NUCLEAR FUSION DEFECTIVE 6, mitochondrial-like. Lineage: Eukaryota; Viridiplantae; Streptophyta; Magnoliopsida; Poales; Poaceae. The transcript has 3 exons. Bases 140 to 418 code for a protein of 92 amino acids. The record is from RefSeq and is a predicted model, not a curated record.